UGUUCUGUGCGUUUUAUCGACAACAAAAUUAAUUUAAUUCUGUUUGUUACAUAUUAUUUUCUGAUUACGUUUACAUUUCGACCGGACGCCAACGCGUAUUACAGAAGAUAAAUUAUAUUGGAAAAAAACAUAUAAACAGUGUCGAAUCGGUUUCGGCUCAGUUAACUGUAACAAAAGUGUUCUGGGCUAAGAACAGUGUGAUAUUGUUUUCAAAAUUUGUGAACCACUUUCGAAUAUAUUUACUAAUUUUGCCCUAUAAAGGGUUACUUACUGAAUAUCAUUAUCGACAAUUGAUGGCCAACGCUACCAGCUGCUGUUAACCGUUCGCCAACUGCAGUCCAACGGAAUCCAAUGAAGUUCAAUAAUGAAAAGCGUAGCAGAAGACGAACUGGUUGCCAAAGAGCCACCAGAUGAGAACACCCAACCGACCAAUUUAUACAAACAGUUUGAAAUGUUUGCCAAACGGGUGGGCAAAGAACUGUUUUUCGUGUUCAUCAUUACGUGCACAACAUAUGCCACAUUAAUCAAUUUACAAAGUGAUCACGACGUCAAAGGUCCCAGUCCGAAACCGUUUUUCCACGGUAAUUUGUGCGUAGAAGAUUACUACCAAGGCAAUUUAAAUGACGCAUUGAGCAAAGUUUCCCUAGUCGAUUUGGCUGUUUUAAUGUUCUAUGCUCCGUGGGACGCCGAUUCCAUAGAAUCUCGACAGGCUUUUGAAGAAGCGUGUUUGAUCAACAAAAAUGAGGUGUACUUUGGCGCCGUCAAUUGUUGGCAACCCGAAAGUGUAUGCAAUAAAUUGCUAAAAGGCAAUAAAAUAUAUCCAAUGAUUGUGGCUUACGAUUACAAAAAAACAGGCGUGCCUUACGUUGGUCCAUUGAACAACGCAGCUUAUUUAACUCGUUUCAUUCAUGAAUUGAAACGACCCGUACAAUUAUUAAGCAACAAAUUAGACUUGGUAAAAGUACACCGCAAAUAUCAUAAUGUUUUAGUGGCGUCCGUCGAUUUCAAAACGACCAAAGGUUGGGAUUUAUAUUCGGUUAUUUUGGAUGCCGCCAUUAAACAUUUGAAAUCCGAUCCAUUACAAAUGUACGUAAAAUGGUGUGUUGCGACUUGGCCCAUUAACAACGACGAUCCGAUGAUCAGAUUACACCUUUGGAAUCGCACUUUGGCAUUCAACGAAUCAAUAAUUAACGAUGAAACGCUUGUAAAUUGGAUUUUGAGAGAGACGAGGUUGACUUCACGCUGGAUUCCGUCACCUGGGCGAAGCAAAACACAACUACUAGAUGAUACAUUCAAACGUGGACCGGUCAUGAUACUUUUUACACCACAAAAUCCAUAUUUGGAUCUCCAUCCUACUUAUUCUAUGUUACAAGCGUUGAGUAUUGAGUAUUUCAAUUGCGGUAAAAACAAUAUUCAAGGACAUUACAUCAACAAAUACUUGUCCAAACAGUUGAAACUAUUUUUUCAAGAACGACCAAAACAAAUAAAAGAAUGUUAUAAAACAGUGCGAGACAAGUAUCCGGAGAUAAUAGUUAAUUGGCAGAAAAAACCAAAUGCCACAUCCUCAGUCGGAAGUCGAGAGUGGGAAACUUCAGAAAAAGAAAAAACAAACACUGAGAGUAAUUAUUUUAAUGACGCCGUUUGCAAGAUUACGGAGAGUUUGUUUUUCGACAUAAAACUCUCAUAUUGUUUUAAAAACGAACAUGAUACAAAAACGACAGAAGGAUUGUGGAAAAAGAGUGGAAUGGAUUUAACAUCAAAUUAUGUCAGCACUGAUAAGUUUGUCGAUUAUUGGAACGAAAACGAUUGUUAUCGUGCUUUACUCGCAGACAAAUAUUUCAAAUUUUCAAAGCCUCAAGAAGAAUCAAAGAUCAAUGUGACAAGUGUUUUGGGAUUGGCUUGUAAAGCUAACAAAAGUAUGACAUUUAUCGCUUUAGACUCCAAUCUCUUUUACCAUGUCGCCAAAGGCUUUGGUAUAAAUUUAAAUAAAUACCGAGAGAAAACUGCGGCCUUAAUAUACGACCAAAAGACUGAAAUGGUUCACAUUUUGCCCAGGACAACUCAUGUUACCAAAGAAUCCAUGGCAAAGUUACUUACGGAGUUCUUGGAUAACCAAGCAAAACGGCAUUUGCGGUCAUCUUCAGAUCCGGAAAUGAACUUUCAUUCAUACAACGGCCAAAGUAAAGCCAAAGAAUCGAUCGAAAUCCAAACGUUAAAUUCAGAAAAUUUCAAAAACGCCGUUUUCAACAAUACAGAGAACGUUGUAGUGUAUUUCUACACUCCGAUCUGUGCGUACUGUCAAGUUGUUGCACAUGUUUUACUGACAGUCGCUCGUUUAAUGCGUAACGUGAAGGAUUUGAAAUUUUUUCGAAUCAAUGGAAGCAGCAACGAUUUGAGUUGGCACUUGGCCGUGCAGACGUAUCCCACCGUAAUAAUAUUUCCCGCCAAAAAAAAAGCUGAAAGUUAUAUUUUCCCGUACGAAACUGAAAUAACGUCCAAGAACUUGUCUCAGUUCAUUUUGUCCAAUCUAUCGGUAGAGGCACGACUUUUAGCAAUGAUCGGGCUGUGUACCGUGUGGGACUCUUCGGAGGAUUACAGCAAACAUGUUCACUACUGUCUCAGAGAGAUUAAGCUCGCUUGUGACGAUAGUAUAUCCAAAGCGCUGCAGUCGUAUCGCCGUGGACUCGUGUACAAACAACGAAACACAAACGUCACUAUAACACCUAUUUUCAACAGGCUGCGGUAUUUAAAAGCAUUCAGCUUGGUGUUAGAUGUUACUCACAAACUGAACGCAAAAUCUAUGUUGAAAUUUGGCGAAAUUUACAAUUCAUAUCUCAUGCAAUCUUAAACUAACAAUAUUACGUUAACGUUCUAAAUAUUGUUAUUUAAGUGUCGGUUAUUGUUAGUUCACUGUAUAGAGAGUUUCAAAGGCACUUGUUACAUUCACAGAACUGAAAUUACGAAAAUGUGUUUAGGUUUAAACAAAAACUAAGUCUGUGAUAAUGUUAUUCAAUUGAAAAGAUUUAUAUUUAUUAUAAAAUAAAGUUACAUAUUGGGUUUAA
Molecule: messenger RNA, 3062 nt
Organism: Adelges cooleyi (spruce gall adelgid)
Lineage: Eukaryota; Metazoa; Arthropoda; Insecta; Hemiptera; Adelgidae
Product: thioredoxin domain-containing protein 11
Exons: 13
Coding region: 365-2848 (827 amino acids)
Source: RefSeq, a predicted model, not a curated record